UCCUCCUUGUAGGGUUUUAUAGACUCCAUAAACCACAAUCCCUUUCUUAUCUCUCUUCUCCACAAACCCUAACAAUGGAGACCUCACAGUCUCCGUCCUCGUCAGCACAAUCAUCAUGCUGGAGCAACAUAGUAAAGAAUCCACCUCAACAACCGAACAACCAGAACCCGAGCCCGAACCCGACAAAUCAAAUAUUCGUGGAAAGCUGUAAGUCAUCAAAAGGGAUAUCAAUGGCAGUAAUCGAUGCAAACGCUGUAAUUGAAGGCGGUGAAAAGCUCCAUAAUUUAGCCGACAAGUUUGUUACAGUUCCCGAAGUUCUAGCCGAGAUUCGCGACCCGGUCUCACGUCACCGCCUUUCAUUUGUCCCAUUCACUAUUGACUCCUUGGAGCCUUCCACUGAUGCUCUGAAUAAAGUUAUUAAAUUUGUGAGAGCAACUGGUGACUUACAGACCCUGUCAGAUGUUGACCUUAAACUCCUUGCCUUGACUUACACAUUAGAGGCGCAGAUUCAUGGAACAAAACAUAUUAGGGAUGCUCCUCCUCCUAUCCAUACAGUUAAUGUGAAGAGGCUUCCUGAGAAGGAUAUGCCUGGCUGGGGUUCUAAUGUUCCUAAUUUGGAAGAAUGGGAAGCAUUAGAACAGGAAGCUGGGGAUGGAUUGAAUGCUGGUUCGAGGAUCCUUCCCUUGAAAGAGAUGAGCUUGAACACUAUCACUGUAGAUGACCAAUCUGAAGAUUGUGCUGUGGUGACUGGAAGUGAAGAGCAUUCUGAAAAUCACGAAGAUGUUGACCAUGGUUUGAGAAAGCAUAGGAGAUAUCCACCAAAGAAAAAAGAGAUAAGCAUCGAAGGGAAGAAGAUGGUAGCUGAUGGAAUUGAUGCAUCUCAGGGGCAGUUUGAUGAUGAUGCUGGUGAUUGGAUGCCUGCUGUCAGUCGAAGUACUCAUAGGAGGUUUCUUAGAAGGAAAGCUAGACGUGAAUAUAAUGAGGCAUUAAUUGAAAAAGAUAGUCGGGAAAAUAUGGAGAGCAACGAUAUCAAGGAAAUUACUAUUCCAGAUCCAUCGUUGCAUCAAAGUUCAGAAUCAGUAAAUGCUGGAAAUGGUAUUUAUGAGGAGAGUGAGAUGAAGAAUAAUGAUGAAGAUCUUAGUUCAAUUCUAACUAAAAUGAGGCUGGAAGAAGAAUCAGCGAAGGCUCUUCAAGAAGGGAAAGAAGAGAACAGCACUUCAGUGGGGCUUAAGUUUACGGAUAACAUGCAUCUGGAAGCUUCUGCUGACAGCAAUGCCAAUGUUGAUCUUGAAGCUAAUAUUGCCAAUGGAGAAUUAGAUCACUUGGACAUCUUAAGCGAAACCACUGAAACUGUUGAUGUGUCACAUGGUGAUGAUGAUGCCAGUGAGCAAAGCUGGAUGCUUAGAUCCUUAUCAGAGUCCAGCGUAGCUUGUGUAACUAGUGAUUAUGCAAUGCAGAAUGUACUUCUGCAAAUGGGAUUGCGUCUACUGGCCCCUGGAGGAAUGCAAAUCCGCCAGCUGCACAGGUGGAUAUUGAAAUGCCAUGCAUGUUAUACUGUUACUGCUGAGAUUGGGAGAAUAUUUUGUCCAAAGUGUGGAAAUGGUGGGACUUUAAGAAAGGUAGCUAUUACAGUUGGUGAGAAUGGAAUUGUUCUAGCAGACUGUCGUCCGCGGAUCAGUCUGCGUGGUACAAAAUUUUCACUGCCUUUACCACAAGGAGGAAGGGAUGCCAUAACUAAGAAUCUCAUUCUACGUGAAGAUCAACUCCCGCAAAAGCUUCUUUACCCCAAGACAAAGAAGAAAGUGAAUAAACAGGGCGAUGACUUCUUUGCUGUAGAUGACAUCUUCAGCCACCAUACUGAUAAAAGAGCUCCUUUCCGGCCACCGAUAAGGAAGGCGUUAGCAGUUUUCAGUGGAAGGAGGAAUCCCAAUGACAAUCACUACUCCCGACCGAAGAAUUGAUGGCAGUUUUACCUCACAAAAAUUUAUUAAUUAAUUUUCUUAUAUGUUACUUUGGAAUGGGCAACUGUAAUAGAAAGUGGUUUAGUAUCUUUACUCCUUAGUGACAGCAACUUGUCUUUUCAGUUCUAGUGUGAGGACCUAAGACUUGUCAUAUAUGUAAGUUUGCUCGUCAAUGAGCUCAAUUUUGGUA
Ricinus communis (castor bean) is the source of this 2151-nucleotide messenger RNA. RefSeq names its product RNA-binding NOB1-like protein. Gene Ontology annotation, cellular component: preribosome, small subunit precursor. Gene Ontology annotation, biological process: maturation of SSU-rRNA; ribosomal small subunit biogenesis. Gene Ontology annotation, molecular function: RNA endonuclease activity. The record is from RefSeq and is a predicted model, not a curated record. The transcript has 5 exons. Bases 75 to 1961 code for a protein of 628 amino acids. NCBI's taxonomy places the organism in Eukaryota, Viridiplantae, Streptophyta, Magnoliopsida, Malpighiales, Euphorbiaceae.